Messenger RNA from Orcinus orca (killer whale), 1848 nucleotides. RefSeq names its product endogenous retrovirus group K member 5 Gag polyprotein-like. Bases 1 to 1848 code for a protein of 615 amino acids. The record is from RefSeq and is a predicted model, not a curated record. Lineage: Eukaryota; Metazoa; Chordata; Mammalia; Artiodactyla; Delphinidae. Gene Ontology annotation, biological process: viral process. Gene Ontology annotation, molecular function: zinc ion binding; structural molecule activity; nucleic acid binding. The transcript is spliced from 2 exons.
AUGAUAAAUGGAAGAGGAAUUAAGGUAACUAGUAAGCAACUAACUCAGUUUUUUCAGUUUGUACAGGAACAAUGCCCAUGGUUUCCAGAACAGGGAACAGUUAAUAUAGAAACCUGGCAAAAGGUGGGACAAACUUUGCAAAUAUAUUACAGUCAUUUUGGACCUGAGAAGGUUCCAGUAGAUACUUUUACUUUAUGGAACCUUAUUAGAGAGAGCAUUGCUCCUUUGCCUGAAGGUCAAAAGAAUCCAUAUAAAAAUCCUGUAGAAGUAAUGGAUGAAUGUACUCCGUUACUUUCUCCAAAAACAUCAAAAGAACCUGAGGUUAUGGCUGCAGCUUUAAAAGAUUGUAACCUCAAGGAUGAUGAUUCAGAGGAGGAAAUUGACUCACCUAUUGAUAAUAAGUCUAAUUUGUUAAAGAAUCCUCCUUUUGAUGAUGAAUUGCCUCCUGCAGAUCAGGAUGAUUUAGAUGCUGCUGCAUAUGAUUAUGAAAGAAGGAAAUAUGAACCCUAUGGUGCUUUUUCAAAGCAAGAAAUUAAGAAAAAUAGGCCUAAUUUACAGGAUAAGCGCCCUUUGGGUCGUUUACCGACCGCCCCACCGGCACUUUUAAGUUCUUCAUUUCUCCCUUUAAAGAUAUUAGGACAUUCAACUUUAAAUGUUAAGGGCCUACCACCUCCACCGCCUUUAAAGGCUAGGGGCCCACCACCUUCGCCACCUUUUAAUAAAAGCCAAGGCAAAUAUAAAAAGCAUAGGAGAAUAAACGGUGAAGAUGAUGAUUAUGCUUUUGCAGCCUGUUUUCCAGUCAUUUAUGAGGAUGGUUUUGAUGAUGAUGAUGAUGUAUAUUGGGAACCUUUGCCUCUAAAACUUUUAAAAGAACUUAAAAAGGCCUGUGUAGAUUAUGGACCGUUGGCGCCUUAUACUAUGACUCUUAUAGAUGCCUUGGCAAAUAGAUGGAUGACUCCAUAUGACUGGAUUCAGGGAGAAUAUGAUACAACCCAACAGCAGAUGCAUAUGGGAAAGGAGGCCUUAUGGCAAGUAACUACGUGUGCAGUGAAUGCCUGGAAGUCUUUGCCUUUGACUCCAGGAAAAGCCUCCACUUUGACAGAUUUAAGACAAAAGCCUGAGGAGCCAUAUGAGGAUUUUGUUUCUCGCUUGCUAACCGAGAUAAAAAGAGUGAUAACCGAUGAGGAUGCAGCUAACAUGUUGGCAAAACAACUAGCCUUUGAAAAUGCCAAUCCUGUUUGCCAGAACCUGAUUCGCCCUAUUAGAAAAACUGGAAGUAUUUCAGAUUUCAUUAAACAAUGUUCUGACGUUGGUCCCUCCUAUAUGCAAGGGAUUGCUUUGGCAGCUGCCCUAAAGGGAGAAACACUUCCUCAAUGUAUGAUGAAUAUGGUUCAAAAAACAAAAAACCCUAAGGGACCAAAAGGAAAUAAUUGUUUUGCUUGUGGAGGCGCAAAUCAUUUUAGUAGGGAAUGUCCUAAUAAAAAUAUACCUCCAGUAAGUUCUGUUACAAUGAUAUCUUCUGGUAAUGUUGGGGUUCCAAAGACUCCUUGCCAAAGAUGUGGGAAAGGAAAUCAUUGGACUAAAUUGUGUAGAAGUAAAUAUCACAAGGACGGACACAUUCUUCCCCCUAAUAAGGUUUCUGCAAUACCUCAGGCUGGCGCGCAGAUGCCAAUAUUUCCUGCACCUGUUUUUCCAGAUGCAUCUGCUGGAACUAAUUCGGGAAACUUACUUCGGGCCCGACCCCGGGCCCAACAAACAAUAGGGGCAAUUCACCAGACGCUCAAUCCCUUUCUUCCCUCAGGGGAAUCGAUGAAUUGUUCAGGGCCACCCCAGGCAGCGCAGGAUUAG